Messenger RNA from Penicillium coprophilum, 1392 nucleotides. Its product is annotated as amino acid transporter. NCBI's taxonomy places the organism in Eukaryota, Fungi, Ascomycota, Eurotiomycetes, Eurotiales, Aspergillaceae. Gene Ontology annotation, cellular component: vacuolar membrane. The coding region runs from base 1 to 1392 and encodes 463 amino acids. Gene Ontology annotation, biological process: amino acid transmembrane transport. The record is from RefSeq and is a predicted model, not a curated record. The transcript is spliced from 4 exons. Gene Ontology annotation, molecular function: amino acid transmembrane transporter activity.
AUGAGUUCCGAUAUCAAAUCGCCCGAUAUUGAGCGAGCACCAAGUCCCCAACAGGGCUACUGUGAGAAGGUACCCGAACAGACCGAGGUGUUCAACGACACAGAAGAUGGAGUCAAGUAUCGCACAGUCGGCUGGAUAAAGGCUUCAGUAAUCUUUAUCAAGAUUCUGUUUGCCGUUGGUGUUUUAUCUAUUCCAACUGCGAUGUACACCUUGGGAGCGGUUGGCGGGUCGCUUAACGUCGUAGGAUGGGGUGCCUUCAAUACCUAUGUUGCAGUUGUUCUGGGCAAGUUCCGUCUCAGACAUCGAGGAUGUCAUAGUGUCGCUGAUAUGGCCGAGGUUGUGGGCGGUAAAGUUACAAAGGAAAUCGUUGGUCUUCUCUUCAUCAUCGCAUACGUGCUGUCCGCCGGAGCAGUAAUUGUUGGAAUUUCGGUUGGUCUCAAUACCUUGUCCCAUCAUGCAGCAUGCACAGUCUGGUGGGCAUUUCUAGCAGCUGCCGUUGUGGCUUCGGUAGCCUCGAUCAGAAAGUUGAACCAGUUAGGCUGGCUCACUUAUCUUGGCUGCGGCUCCAUCUUUGUUGCGGUUUUGACGGUGGUCAUUGCCGUCACACAACGUGAUCGACCCGCAGCCGCCCCUCAGACAGGCGAUUACGAAUUUGGCUUCAAUGCUAUCGCCUAUCCAUCUUUUACAGCCGGCGUGGUCGCUACAUGCACAAUCUUCUACUCAAGCUCUGCGACAAGCGCCUUCCUUCCCGUCAUGGCUGAGAUGAAGCGUCCUGAAGAUUACCGAAAGUCACUAUAUCUUUGCAUGGGAUUCGUGACAUCAAGCUAUCUCUGCUUCAGCCUGGUCGUCUACCGAUGGUGUGGAAAAUGGGUCGCCAGUCCGUCACUAGGGAGCGCUGGACAGACGAUCAAAAUGGUAGCAUAUGGCAUUGGUCUUCUGGGCCUUGUUAUAAGUGCCUCGGUCUAUAUGCAUCUAGCCGCGAAGUAUAUUUUCGUGCGAUUACUACGCAACACAAGACACUUGCAACAAAACACUGUCACUCACUGGGUGACUUGGCUGACGUGCACUUUUGGGCUCGCCCUCAUUUCUUUUGUGUGCGCCGAGGCAAUCCCGAUCUUCAAUUACUUGAACGCAUUGGCGGGCUCAUUGUGUUUUGCUCCUCUCUCAAUGGUCCUACCGGCCUGGCUGUGGCUGUACGAUCACUCAAGCUUCAGGACAGGUACUGCCAUCCAGCGAUUGAUGUACUGGGUGCAUGUGUUUUUGAUUCCAUUUGGGUUCUUCUUCAUAGUCGGUGGGACGUACGGAGUCGGCCUACAGAUUAGAGAUGCUUAUGCAUACGGAACAAUCAAACCCGCGUUUUCAUGCGCUGACAACUCCAAUUAUGGAGGUUGA